Messenger RNA from Microsporum canis CBS 113480, 2199 nucleotides. RefSeq names its product spindle assembly checkpoint component MAD1. Gene Ontology annotation, biological process: mitotic spindle assembly checkpoint signaling; attachment of mitotic spindle microtubules to kinetochore. NCBI's taxonomy places the organism in Eukaryota, Fungi, Ascomycota, Eurotiomycetes, Onygenales, Arthrodermataceae. Gene Ontology annotation, cellular component: nuclear envelope; mitotic spindle; kinetochore. The transcript has 2 exons. The coding region runs from base 1 to 2199 and encodes 732 amino acids. The record is from RefSeq and is a predicted model, not a curated record.
AUGAACAGGGGCCGGCUCUCUCAUACGCAACCAACAUACGAUUUUCUUGCCGGAAACUCACCAUCCCGGAUGCCUAGAAGCCCAUUACGACGAAGCACUCUGGCCAGCGAUUCAGGUGUGAAGCCAGAUGUCGGAAACGAAGAGCUACGCGUACAAAUAAGUACCCUGAAAUACGACCUUGAGAACAUAAAGCAAGAAAAAGACCUUACUGCGCUUCAACAUGAGAAAGAGUUAAGGGAGCUACAAGCCAGAGCCGAUGCGGACUUCCGCAGAGCGCAGGCGGCAGAAAGUAGUAAUAAUAAAACUCAGCAUAAGAUUGAAUCCCUUACCGAAGAACUGAAAAAUACACAGGAGGCUGCGAUUAGCGAAAAGUCGUCGUGGGAAAGGAGAUUGAGGACAUUACAGGAUGAAAAUGAAACUCUACGUGAGGAAUCAGACGAUUAUCAGUCGCAGCUUGCGGACCAGCAGCGCCAAUUCAAGCAUCGGAUCGAUGAAUUGGAAGCUAUCAGGUCCGCCCUGCAAAAGACUUUGGAUGAACUACGGAGUGAUCUCCAGGAGGUAACGAGCAACCUACAAACGGCGCAGGGCAGACUCGAAGAACGGGAAUCCGAGGUAGAAGCUUUAGAAACGGAGAAUAUUCGUUUGAAGGCGGAAGGAACAGAUCCCGAGGCGCUGUCUGUGUUGAAACGAGAAUUAUCCGAACAACUGGCACAAGUUAAGCGCCUCGAGAAUGAACUGCGGCCGCUCCAAAAGUCGCAGAAGAGAGUGGAGGUUGUGGAGGAACAAAAGAUGGCCCUUGAGAGCCAGCUUCAGAUGAUGAAGCGUGUUGAGGCGGAAUUGCAUAAUGUGCAAAUACGGAAUCAAGUGCUGGAAGAUGAGAAACGUUCUUGGGAUAAUUUGCUACAAGGGACGGACCAGGAGGCAGAAUUUGAGACUCCUGAAGCUAUUGUUAGAGCGCUUGUGCAGACUAGGAUUGAGAAUACUUCUCUAGUAGAGAGAAUAGGUCACAUUCAGUCUGAGGCAACGGAGAAGUCUGAACUAGCUGUGAGAUUGGAAAGUGAAAAACUUUCCCUUCAAAAGGACCUUGAAAAAUUACGUUCAAAUGGUGCGGCUAGUACAACUUCUUCGUCUUCAUCAGGCUCCGAAAGCCGGGCUAGACUCCGACUGGAACGCCAACGAAUGCUUGCGCUGAAAGAAGUGGAAUAUCUACGAGCACAGCUAAAGGCCUUCGACGACGAAGAAACGACUAUGAAUGUUGAGGAGAACCGUUUCGAUUCUCAAAAGGCUGAGCAUAUCGCACACUUGGAAGAGCUUCUAAAUCAACACCGCCAGGAACUUCAUGAAUUACAUGAGCAGCUCUCGAAGAAAGAGGCAGAGGCAAUCCCUGCUACCGAUUCACAGACAACCACGUCGCGGGGAACUAAACGGCCGCUUUCACCCGCUGAUAGUGAUGCGGAGAAUGAACGAGUAGCAGUCCUAACUCGCAAGUACCGUUCCGCUCAAGAGUCCUUAUCCAAAUCAGAACAAUCUGUCAAGCUACUUACACGAGAACUGGAAGCGACCAAAUCCCACCUCUCUUCUCUCCAGGCUCAGUCCCGUACUCGAAUCCUAGAGUUCCGCGACAACCCAACCGCGCAGGCUGAGAAGAUUAAAAUGAGUACGCUAAAAACGCUCAAGGCAGAAAACACUGACCUUCUUAAUCAAAUCCGCGGUGCUCGCGCAAAUAUCAAAUCGGUCCCGGCCACGGUUCUUGAAAGUAUGAAGUUAGAGCUCCAAGAAGCCGGUAAGGCAGUUGCCGAAAAGGAUAAACGUAUUCGACGGCUUAAGGAGAUAUGGACCGCUAAGUCUUCUGAGUUCCGGGAGGCCGUGGCCUCAAUCCUUGGGUAUAAACUUGACUUUAUGCCUAAUGGUCGUGUAAGAGUGACGUCCAUGUUCCAUCUCUCUCCAGCUUAUAGACAUGGUGAUUCUGGUGGCUCUGCCGACGGGCCCGGAAGUAUGGGAGAUGGCGAAGAGAACUCAAUCAUCUUUGAUGGUGAGAAUGGGACCAUGAAAAUAUCUGGCGGACCUAACAGUCUGUUUGCACUUGAAAUUCGCGACCUCAUUAAAUUUUGGGUCGAAGAAAGGAAAGAUAUCCCUUGUUUCCUGGCGGCAAUGACCCUGGAAUUUUAUGAUAAAACGACAAGGGCUCUGCGUAUGUAG